CUUGUGUUACUGAACUCAAGAUAUGUCGCUGCAACACAAGUUAAUAUAUGUCAGUGUGCUGGUCUACAGGAUCUGUUUCUGAGUUCACCAUCUUUUCUGAACUGCAGAAAAUCAAUUUGAUCUUCAGAUAAGCUCAAGAUCAUGGGCUCGUUAGAUAAAUUAUUUAGAGGGUCAGUAAACAAAGUUUCGAGGGAACACUAUGAUGGCAACUGGCAUGAAGGCAAUUCACCUGAUCACAUCAAAGGUGCAUAUGAUGAGAGGACACGGAGGAAGAUCCUAAUAAGGGGAAUGCCAUUGGUUAUACCCAAGCAAUUUCUCUUCCCCUCAAGUGGAUACAGGUAGGCAGCAGCCAGAAGGCUGUCAAUUGUAUGCCUUGCUCUAGGACGUACAUUGCCGACACAUAUCUUGACGCCUUGACGGGACAGCUUUCUGAACACCGGGACUUAACUGAAGUAUCUGAUACUGCUGACUUGUGUAAAGGACUUACUGAUGACCUUGAUGUGCCUAUGGUUUCAGAAGUGCACAGGCAACUGGUUGGUGAAGGUUCCCACCGCCGUUUAGUCUAUUCUGUCAAAUUUGGUAACUGCAAAGAUGCUAUGGUAAAAUUCCUUGAUGGCUAUGAUGCCAAUCUGGUGAUAAUUGAAAAGCUCCCCAGUGGGGUAUUUGCUGACCCGUUUGAGCUUCAACAUUUUGUUGAGCGGAAAGUUUUUCUUGAUGUUGGGGUUUUUGGAGACACAAAUCUUGAACUACCCUCAGCUCUGUCCAACCGGUCAGCUAUCGAGAUUCAUUUCGAUCUCAAGUCAAGCAAGUCAAUGGACUGUAACCUUGUAGUAGAGCUUCCUCUCCAUGCUAGAUACCCGCCUCUGGAUACCAGCGGUUAUGCUACUGUUGAGUUCCAAAGCCCGGACCUACUCGUCCGUUACAGGAAAAAGGAAACCCAUCCCGGUUCCUGCAUAUGGGUGCUCCAGAAUCUCGACACCGCACCUUUGGAGAAAGCCGUGUGGCGCGUACCCUGCGGACACAAAGCGCACAUGGGAUUCGUGUCUAGCCUCACUUUCCUUUCGGCCCUGGUUUGCUCCAUGUCCAUAGUCCUAGCAGCGUCCCUGAUAUCCUGAUGCAAGUACUGAAACAAAAUGGAUUGAUGUAGUUCAGCAGCGAUGAUGGACUUGUUUUUGUAGAAGAGUUUUACACGGCAUUUAACGCAUACUUUUACUGGUCUGUCAUGGAAAAAAGGAUGCAGCCUUUUUCAUAUUCGAGAAGCAACAUUGUACUGUGGUAUUAUCUGGAUGGCUGGGUCAGAAGCUACAUUGUGCUGUGGUAUCAUCGUCUUGGUUUGAAACUGGGUUUGUGAUGGGCUUCUGCUGAGUAGUCUCGAUCACGAUCACAGUAAUCUCCACGUCAGGUUUCUCCGGUCUGCUUCGCCUAAUGAAUGCCGUCUCUGAUGGAUAGGAACCUUGCUGACACGGCCGUCUCUUUGCUUGUGGUCUAAAUCGACCGCCUCGUUCGCCCGGGUCAGCGUCAACUUCGCCUGGUAUAAUGGCGUAUAUCUUCGGACAGCGCAAGGCGUGAAAAUCUAAAUGACUAUAUCCUUGUUUUGGCGCAUCUGGAACCCGAAAUGUAUGGAGGAAAAUACAUGUUACUUCUUACUUUGACCAAGCUAAUGAGGAUCUGGUCAUUCAUACUGUAGCAAUUCACACAUUUUCAUAAGAAUCAGAAAAUUUUAUAAUUUGAAUUUAUAUCAGUAUAUUUCGGAACUUUUACGUUAA
Molecule: messenger RNA, 1766 nt
Organism: Lolium perenne
Lineage: Eukaryota; Viridiplantae; Streptophyta; Magnoliopsida; Poales; Poaceae
Biological process (GO): GPI anchor biosynthetic process
Cellular component (GO): endoplasmic reticulum membrane
Source: RefSeq, a predicted model, not a curated record